AAAAUUUGAAAUAUUUUUAAUGAUCUAAAUGCAAAGUGACGUCAGUGAUUAGUAGCAGCACUGAUUCUGAUGUAUUUAUUUUAUUUAUUUAUUUAUUUAUUGUAGUGUCAGAUUAAAACAAAUAAACAAACAACUCCCAUUAAAACCGCUGCACUUUGUGUUUUUUCACACAACCUUUCAACCCACCGGAUAAAAGACGUCGCUGAAAACCCGUCUCGCGUGUGUUUGCGUGAUUCUCGGCCCAGAGAGUUGCGGGUUUAAUUCCCGCAGUCUCCAGAUGUCGUUUCUAAUGUACAGUUAAGUAUUUAGGUUAUUUCUGUAUUUAGCUGCGGUGAUUGACAGCCCGGCGGACCAAUGGGGGCGUGGCUCGGCUGCUCUGCGGGGCUGUGAUUGGUUGGUUGGGGCGCGAGGGGCGGGGCUGAGAGAUCUUUCCGCAGAUCCAGCGGACAUCUGGAGCAGCCCUGCCCGGGAAUCAGACCCUCUCUCCCGGCCUGAGCUCCCCCCGCUCCCCGGUGGUCCAGACGCGGCUCCGCAGGGCGGAUCUCCCCCGAGACCGAGGCUUCUGCUCCGGAGGGACGCGCCGAGGAAACACGGAGACCCGGAGCAGGUGAUGGACGGAGCGGAUCCGACAGCCGAGCGUCUCUAGGCCCGUGUCUGGUCCUGGUGCUGCCUCUGGAUCCUGGUUCGUGCUCCGGUCUGGAUUAAAGAGCCCAGCCCGUCAGCCCGGUCCUUCUGCUCCAGGUGCUGGUUUCGAUAAACGGUCCAGAUCCAGAGUUUUUGCAUCCUCUCCUCCUCCUCCUCCUCCUCCUCCUCCUCCUCCUCCUCCUCCUCCUCCUGGUCUGGAUUAGAGCCCAUCAGGAUCAUGAAUCAUCCGGCUCUGCUGCUCUAAUCUGGGUUUUACCGAGCCGGAUUUACAUCUCAGAUCUGAUCUGGGUUACUCUGCUCCUGGUUCCGAUCGGGUCCCGGUCCUUCCCGGUGCUGGUCCUGCCGUCGUCAUGCCGACGUCCCGGCCUGGUUCGGAGCCGGUGGAGUUCUGGGUGGACGGGUCGAGACGGGACGGGACGGUGGAGGAGUUCUACACGCUGAGCGCCGAGCUGGGCAGAGGAGCCACGUCCAUCGUUUACCGCUGUGAGGAGAAACAGACCCAGAAACCGUUCGCCGUCAAAGUCCUGAAGAAAACGAUCGACAAGAAAAUAGUUCGUACGGAAAUCGGCGUCCUGCUGCGUCUGUCCCACCCGAACAUCAUCCAGCUGAAGGAAAUCUUCGAGACGGACACGGACAUCGCGCUGGUCCUGGAGCUGGUGACCGGAGGAGAACUGUUUGACCGGAUCGUGGAGCGAGGUUACUACAGCGAGAGGGACGCGGCCCACGUCAUCAAGCAGAUCCUGGAGGCCGUGGCGUAUCUGCAUGAGAACGGCGUCGUUCAUCGUGACCUGAAACCAGAGAACCUGCUGUACGCCGACCUGUCGCUGGACGCCCCCCUGAAGAUAGCUGACUUUGGUCUUUCUAAGAUCGUUGAUGACCAGGUCACUAUGAAGACCGUCUGUGGUACUCCCGGAUACUGCGCUCCAGAGAUCCUGAGGGGAAACGCCUACGGGCCUGAAGUGGACAUGUGGUCAGUGGGCGUCAUCCUCUACAUCCUACUCUGUGGGUUCGAACCAUUCUUCGACCCGAGGGGGGAUCAGUACAUGUACAGUCGCAUCCUCAACUGCGACUACGAGUUUGUGUCUCCGUGGUGGGACGAGGUCUCCCUCAACGCCAAGGACCUGGUCAGUAAGCUGAUCGUCCUCGACCCUCAUAAGCGCCUGAGUGUCCGGGAGGCCCUGCAGCACCCCUGGGUUCUGGGUAAGGCGGCCCGGUUCUCCCACAUGGACACCACCCAGAGGAAACUGCAAGAGUUCAACGCCCGGCGCAAACUUAAGGCUGCCAUGAAGGCCGUCGUGGCCACCAGUCGGAUGCACGAGGGCUCACGGCGUCGCACCGACAGCUGUGAGAUUCCAGGUUCAGGGACUUCACGGCAGAGCAGCAUGCAACAGGACCCGCCUCCCGAAUCUACAGGCCCCGCCCCCACAGACACGAAGGCUCCACCCCCGGACCAGCAGAUGCCACAGGAAGCUGAAACCAAGCCCGCCGUCCAAAGUGCCCUCAGCCCCUCCCCUCCAUCCAGCCCCAAACUGCCCAUCUGUGAUGUCACAGCCAAAGGCCCCGCCCCCACCAGACCUCCGUUGCGUGCCGAUGGGCUGCGACAGAUGUCCGUUAUUCCCAAAACCAUGCUGGUCCAACCCCGGCUGCCUCAGAAGAGCUGCUCCGUCAUAGAGCCCACCACCAAGGACGAGGCCACGCCCCCGCUAGGCACGCCCCCGAAUCCGAACAACCUCAGCAACGGCUUCACGUCAGGGGCGGAGCCUAGCACGUGGAGGCUGGAGAUUCGUCAAAAAGCAAAGACUAGAGCACGACCCUGGUCCUGCUGCUGUGGUAAGAAAAACAACAUUUAAAUACUUUAGACAAUAGUAAAAGAUAUUGUUUAAGUACGAGCGGCCAGGAGGUGUGUUAGCAAUGUGCUAGUUAGCAAUAUGCUAGUUUUCUGGCUUCCAACUCAACAUUAUGGUGGAUUUGGUUUUUGGUAGAUGACUUGUGUGACAUUAAAGUUUAAUAAUAAUUGUAAUAUACAAAUUUAGCUAACUGACCGUUAGCGAGCCGACUAGCUUGGAAGCUGAGACAUGCUAGCAGUUAGUUCAUCUGUGACAGUUCUUCACCAACUAGCCUUGAAUUAUUUCCCGCGCCAACAUGCUCAUUGUCUUUCUUACCACAGAAAUGAACUAAACCUGAACCAUUAAAUCUGGUCUCAGAUAAUCUCAUUAACGCCUCAGUUUGUCUGAGCAUCUGGUGAAACAGCAUUUAUUUAAAACACUUGUCAUGUAGAAGUUUAAAGAGUCCAAACUAAAGCGGUGGAUUAGCUUCAGUAAAAUAACGAAUGUAGUCCCUGUCCCAGAGGACGGAUUCUUCCUGUUCCUGCUCGAUGACAUUUAAUCUUGUUCCGAUGUUGAUGUCAGAUGGAAAAGGUUCAGUUUAGUUGAUGGAUUCUCUACAAUCAGAACAAGUGGAUCUGUUUCUGCAGAAGAACCGAGUUCUUCCUUUGAGCUGGAACUGUUCCUCAUUCAGUUCAUUUAAGGACCAGGAGAAUAUUCAUUAACGAAACGUUCACAUGCAAAUCACCGUCGUGUGAGUGCGUUCAGUUUAACUUUGAAAAGACGAAACAUCUUUAGUUGUGGGCGGAGGGAUACGCUGAUGUUAGUCAGAAAGUAGUUCCAGAUGAACGCACGAACAUGAGGCUGAAAUCUGAGCUUUUCUGCUCAAAAACAAAAUGUUUCCUUUAAGUCCCGGUCGGGACAAACAGACGUCUUCUUCUUCAGAAGGUGGACUUUUCCUGGGACGCUGAGGACGGAGCUGAUUGAUUGUAUUUUAAUAAACACUGGACGGACUUCAGACUUUGAGAGGAGAGACGGGAGGUUUUUAUCCUUUCUACUCUUUGCCGUGACCCCGCUGACCUGAUGGUAGAUUAGCGUAGCUCCGCUGUGUAGCGUUCAGGUGAGUAGUGACUUGUGGUGUUUGUGACCUUCCAGUGAAACGUUGUUUGGUUUACAGCAGCGACGCUCCUGUUUGCACUGUACAUACAGUAGUUUGGUUUUAGACACGUUAUUCCACCAGAUCCCCCAAAAAAAUACAACACCAGAUUUAAUCUCGUUGAAAAUCAUCUGAUCUGAAACCACACGUUCUACCUCUUUCUGUACAGGAGCUUCCACAUCCAGUCAAACAGAAAGAAAGUAACAAGACGACGACACAACAACAACAACAACACUGACACAACACAGAGAAACAGUCAUUACCCACCGCACUGAAUGACCUUUAAGUUAGAGACACAUGAAACCUGACAGGUCUGUGCACUUUCUGGUAUUUAAAGCUUGUUUUUAGAAUUUAAAGUCUGAUUUGAUUUUUAAUUUAAAAACUAAAAAUAUGGAAGUAAAUUUACCUUUGGUUGAGACGUAAAUGAGAAACCAGGGGAAAUAUCUGUAGACAAAGAAUAAUAAUAAUAAUAAUAAUAAUAAGAAGAAGAAGAAGAAGAAGAAGAAGAAGAAGAAGAGGUUUCCAUCAGUCUGUCAAGGUUCUGUCUGUCUUUUAUUUUGUGAUCAUGUUUUGUGUUUCCUGUUUUACUUUGUCAUGUGUCUUCGUUUCCUGCCUGUGUUUCCUCGUGUUUCUGUCUGUGUCGUGUUUUGUGUUUCCUGUUUUAUUUUGUUAAGUUUCAGGUUUCCUGUCUGUUUCCUCGUGUCCUUUGAUUGUUAAUUGGUUUCUGUUGGUGUCAUUGCUCUGAUCUGUUUUGUCAUUUCUCAGCCCUCGUGUCUUUAUGGUCCUGCCUUCCCUUCGUUCCUGGUCUGAUCGUUGAUGUUACUUUCUCCACGUCACGUUAUGAUUCUUUUGGAUUUUCUUAUUAAAUAUCCCUUUUUCCUUGGAUUCCUUCCUGCCUCAUUUGUCCUGCAUUCGAGUCCUCACCUCCUACUAACCCAAACCCAAACCCAAACCCCGACACAGUCAAUGAUUUCAGAUGUUUUCUGUUGGUCUAAACGCAGCAGAGAGACCUGAGGCCUGUAUCAGGAAGUAGCUCAACUGAUCCAGCUGAGCUGAUCCAGAACAGUGAUGAUCUGGAUCAGUGGCAUCAUGACGCUGGUCAUCAGCUCAGUAACUGAACCAGGUUUGUGUUGUUGUGGGUUCUAAGGCAGCAGAACCAUCACAACCGUGAGGCUGAUCCACAAACACUGAUUCUCCUCAGAUAUGAAGGAGAAAAGUCAAACACAUCAAAGAGACGCCAUAAGACAAAGGACUGCAGAUUAAAUACCUGUGUAAACUACACAUCAGUGUUUCAGUUAGUUUAGAUUUAAUGAAGCCAUGAAGCUGCAGAGAUGGAUCAGAUGUGACCCCUCUGGAGUAAAAAGAUAAACCAUCAUUCUAUCAUGUUACCUGGGCGACAAUAAAGCUGUGACAUCACAUCAUAUAUGAAUGAAAUGAUGCUGAUUCUGAGCUGUGUUUGAGCUCAGCGGGGGUUUGUCCCAGCUGAUUGGCCGGUGGGCGGAGCCUUUUAUUGGAUUUAGGUAGAUUCUGAAAGUUACCCUGACCUGAAGCAGGUCAGCUGUUCAGAGUAAGUUACCAUGGUAACGUAGCUCCAUGAGAAUGAAUCCAGAAACUCAGAGUUAACCCUGAAGUUUCCUCCAUAAGUCUGUGAUCCUGCUCCGUGAUACAGGCCUCAGGCCUCAGGUCCAGUGUUAAGAUACAACAUGAAGACUGAGAUUAACUUUAAACACAAUAAAAGAAAAGUUUGGAUUUAAAACUAAAAAUCUAGCAACAGUUGUUUUUCCUUUGUUUUGUCUGGUUUAUAAGCAAACUUGAAAUAACCAAAAGAUGCACAGACCUGAUAAACCCUCUGACCAAUCAGAGACAUUUAAACCAAUCAGGUGACGUGAAGCCCCGCCCCCAAACACUCUGAUUUCUAUGUGGUUGUUCUGAGCUCAGAGGAGCUGAAUCUGGUUGAGGAGACAAACCUAAAGGAGACGGACUGAACAGCUGAACCUCCUCUGGUCGUUUUUAGUCCCUGACUCUGAAAAGCAAAGACGUCCGUUAGCGAAGGGCUUUUCUGUUUAAAGAGGAAUCAAACCUGCAAACUGCUGUUUUAAAGGAGACGAGAUUCAAACCACGUGAUCUUCCAGGACUAAAGUCGAUUCACUCACCGAAAGUCAGACCACAUCAGUGUGACAGCUGAUCCAUGCAGUAUAGCUGAUCCUCAGCUGAUCCUCCUCCAUCAGCUGAUCCUCCUCCAUCAGCUGAUCUUUCUCCAUCAGCUGAUCCUCAGCUGAUCCUCCUCCAUCAGCUGAUCCUUUUCCAUCAGCUGAUCCUCCGGGAUUUUAUUUAAAUUGUGACAUGGCAGAAACAAUCCCACCGUUGAGAGAAUCAAUGACUUUAUUCGGUGAAUCCGUCCGUUUUCUGACGUUGAUCAGUUAAUUGAUUUGAAGACCAUCAUUAAACCCGCCCCCCCCUUGUAAUUGGUUCAGUCCCGUGUCAGUUUGUGGUUUUCGGUUCCUCUUUAAAUCAUUGUAUCAAACUAACCCCACUGGAUAAGCAGCAUGGAUAUUGUAUGUUUUAUUUACUUCUAUACUCUUCUGUAAAAACAUGAGUAUUUUCUUCUAUUUACUCGUCCCGGCGGAAACCGCGGGGCUAAUCUGUAAAUGGUGUUUGUUUUGUGUUUGAUGAGUAACUCGUAGCUUUUUUUUUAUCUGGGACACAUGACAUGACGAGUAUCUCUGCAUGUAUUAUUUAACUUCCUUUAAUCAUAUCAGACAUAAGAACGAUCUGAGUUCAGCCUCGAUGAACCGCAGGAUGUUGCAUCAUCCAGUAAAAGAUUAGCUGGUAGAAAAAUAAAACUCCUCGCUUCUGGG
Molecule: messenger RNA, 6482 nt
Organism: Mugil cephalus (flathead mullet)
Lineage: Eukaryota; Metazoa; Chordata; Actinopteri; Mugiliformes; Mugilidae
Product: calcium/calmodulin-dependent protein kinase type IV
Exons: 12
Coding region: 996-2495 (499 amino acids)
Biological process (GO): protein phosphorylation
Molecular function (GO): calcium/calmodulin-dependent protein kinase activity; ATP binding; calmodulin binding
Source: RefSeq, a predicted model, not a curated record